AGCCUUCGACGAACAACACUUCUUUCGAAAAGAGCUUCGGGACCUUGUAGAAGACAUAAUACUUCUUCAAAGGCAAUUACUUCACAACCUUUCCCAUCUUGUACAGUACGCCAACUCCACACAACAACAGCAAGAAUGGUUCCGCCAAUCGCACAAAACCGCACACUUCUCUCGUCGCAUCCCGACAAGGUGCGCAUGCUUGUUCUUGAGACAGAUGAGACACAUCCCGACACUCAAAAAGAGACUGGUUCCUUUGGGGUUGUAUUAGGCGAACUUCUGAAAAAGGCUGGAGAUGAGCAUAACCCUAGUCUAGGCAUCGAAACAGCGAUGCAAUAUGUCGUUGAACCAGAAGGUGGCGCAAUACCGAAACUGGAAGAAAUAGGAGACGAUAUACACGCCAUUCUCAUCACGGGUAGUUGCUGGGACGCACACGGCGACGACGAAUGGAUACUCAAGCUCAUGAAAUUUAUCAGAGACGUAUGGAUCCACCGUCCCGACAUCCGCUUUACAGGAAUUUGUUUUGGCCACCAAAUCCUCUGCCGCACCCUCGGCUCAACCGUGAAGCCGCAGAAAGACGGCGAGUGGGAGCUCUCACACCAACCCAUCCAUUUAUCCGCCAUGGGCCGCUCUCUAUUCGACGUGCCAGAAAACACACAGAAGAUUCAUCUCCACCAAAUGCAUCUUGACCACGUUGUCAACGCCCCGUCACAUGAGACUACCGAUUUGAUAAAGGAGGGUACCAAGGUGCAUGUUUGGGGUACGAGUGAUCAUACCGGUGUACAGGGUGUUUACAUCCAAAAGAGGUUGUUUACGACGCAAGGACAUAUGGAGUUUGAUGAGAAGUUGGUUAAGAGACAGUUGGAGAUGAGGGUGGAGAGUGGGAGUGUGAAGAAGGAGGAUGCUAAUGAGGCGGCUUUGAGGGCGGACUGGAUGCACGAUGGGCUGUUGGUUGCUAAGGCUGUGCUGAGGUUCUUCCAUGGUGAUGAUGACGAGUUUGUAUGAGGGCGUGAAUUCUGAAGAUCUGCGAGGAAAGGUUUAGCAUGGGUCGGCUUCUUGCUUGCGUUUAGUGUUUCUAAAAAUGGGUAUGAGCGGUACUGGCAGAAACCGUUACAAAUUUGGAGUUGGUCCUUCACCUUCAGCAUGCGAGGAGCAUAGGUGUAGCGAGUACUAAGGAAUCUUUUCAUAGCCCCACUCAGGGGUGAGCAGUAGCAUACUUCGACUUGUACACACUCUGGCAGCGAUAGGUUUAUAGUUGAGAAUCAUUACA
Molecule: messenger RNA, 1267 nt
Organism: Pyrenophora tritici-repentis Pt-1C-BFP
Lineage: Eukaryota; Fungi; Ascomycota; Dothideomycetes; Pleosporales; Pleosporaceae
Product: GuaA, GMP synthase
Cellular component (GO): nucleus; cytosol
Source: RefSeq, a predicted model, not a curated record